Prorocentrum cordatum is the source of this 1224-nucleotide messenger RNA. The record is from the annotation of a GenBank genome assembly. Lineage: Eukaryota; Dinophyceae; Prorocentrales; Prorocentraceae.
GUGGCGAGGUUGCAGUUGACUGUGGAGCAGGUGGUCGAGAAGAUGGGCACGGACCCGCAGCCGCUGGAGAUCCAGAAGCUGAUGCGUUGCAUGGUGGAGGACGCGAGCGUGACGCACAUGAGGGAGCUGCAGAGGAAGGACGGCAUGAUCCCAGAUGCGGCUGACGAGAGCGAUGACGAGGACGCUGCUGAUUCACAGCCAAAGUCAAACGCCAAGCUGGAGAAGGAUUUGCAGGAGAAGUCCUUCUGGGAGAAAAUCAAGAACCAGGGGUUCGCAGUGGGGGAGAAGUGGGCAGAGUAUCAGCACGUCACUGUCAAGAAGGUCUCCGAGAGGAAGAGGCUUUUGAAGAAGGCCGCAUACAUGCCACUCGGCCGAGUGGCGCACAAGGAAGGAGGGGGACAAGCAGGUUGGGCCCAGGCAGUGAAGUACUUCAGCAAGUGCGUGCGCAUGGGCUACCCGUGGAUCAAAUGGCACAGCAUGACAGAGGUGCACCGCUGCUUGUACGGAACGGAAAGCAUCGAAGAGGAGUUCGAGCAGGCCUGGGAGACCCACGAGAAGGGGUACGGCAAGAUGAUUCGGGCAUCGACCGCAGAGGGCCAGCCGAGCAGCGCCGCUGGCGACGAGGACACUCCCCCGUACGAGGCCAUCGGGGUGGCCAGCUCCGCAGCAGGGCAGCCAGGCUCCGCAGCAGCAGCAGCAGUGCAGCAGCAGCAGCAGAAGCAGCAGUGCAGCCCAGCAAAUGCAGCAAUGAUCAUGACCGACAAGUCGAGGGAGAACGAGGAGAUCUUAGCUGGAGCUGAUCAGCAGAAGGCUGAGGAGGCGGCCGCGCUGCGCCCAGCCGAGCAGGCCGAGGCGCGCGCUGGCGAGGGGGCGCAGGCCAAGCGCAAGGCUGAGGCGCAGCCCAAGCGCAAGGCUGAGGACGAGGCCAAGCGCAAGGCUGAGGAGGAGGCCAAGCGCAAGGCUGAGGAGGGUACUGCUGGCAGAAAGCGCAGGGGGGGCGGCGCGGGCAGCCAGGCAGCAGGCAGUGGCGGCGGAGGCGGCGGAGGCGAUGCAGCGGCCACUGACAUUUGCGACGACGUGAAGAGCAUCAUGAAGGAGGCGAGAAUGAACGUGCUGCUGUACAGCUCUGUGAUAUCGACUGGGCAGACGAUCCAGAAUGCGGUCACCGCUGAUCCGUCGUGGAGCUUCGCGAGGGGCAUCAAGGAGGUGCAGGAGGUGCGGAAG